This is a messenger RNA of Talaromyces proteolyticus, 1557 nucleotides long. RefSeq names its product cytochrome P450. The transcript has 7 exons. Lineage: Eukaryota; Fungi; Ascomycota; Eurotiomycetes; Eurotiales; Trichocomaceae. Bases 1 to 1557 code for a protein of 518 amino acids. Gene Ontology annotation, molecular function: heme binding; monooxygenase activity; oxidoreductase activity, acting on paired donors, with incorporation or reduction of molecular oxygen. The record is from RefSeq and is a predicted model, not a curated record.
AUGUUCCACAUAAGCAUCUGCUUCAUUACCGUCAUUGCAAUCUGCCUGUACAGGUCAUUCAAAAAUGCUGGCCGCUAUCCUCGGCCGCCGGGCCCAAAAGGUCUCCCUUUAGUCGGAAACAUGUACGAUUUACCUAAACCGGGUGAGAUAGAGGCUCACCACUGGGCAAAGCAUAAAGAUCUAUACGGACCAAUCAGCUCGGUUACGGUAAUGGGUCAGACCAUGGUAAUUAUCAACGACGCUCAAAUUGCGAUAGACAUUUUAGAGAAGCGGUCCAUGAAGUACUCAACGCGGCCACGACGGGUUUUUGCUGGCGAAAUGUUAGGUUGGGAGCACAGCCUCGGACUAUUGCCACACGAUAAUCGUUUUCGAAACACUCGCAAGGUUAUGGGCCGUGAAAUUGGCUCCCAGUCGACGGCAGCAAACUACGACAAGUCUCAAGAGAUUGAGGCUGCACACUUCCUGCUACGGCUCCUAGAUGACCCUGCAGGCAUCAUGGAUCACAUAAAAAAGUCGAGCGCAGGCUCAUUAGCAUUAAGAAUUCUGUAUGGAUAUAUUGCAGAGCCGUUCACAGAUGAUCCUCUCAUUGACCUAGUCGAAAAAGCCAUGGACAUCUUUGCGCACGCCACUGUCCCAGGGGCAUUUGUUGUGGACUUAAUUCCAUUUCUUAAAUUUGUGCCCGAAUGGGUUCCAGGAAUGGGCUUUAAGAAACUCGCAAAGAAAUGGCGUCCGCUAAUGACAGAUAUGAAUAUAAAGCCUUAUGCCUUCGUCAAACAUCAAAUAAACCAAGGAGCUGACGAAACUUCGUUCACUGCAAGACUGAUAAAGGCAGGAGAAACCAGUCCAGAUGUGAUCUCGAUAAACCAAUGGUCUGCUUCGGCACUGUUUGGAGGAGCUGGAGAUACGAUUGUUGGGUCUAUGCAGUGUUUCUUCUUGGCUAUGGGCAUGUUUCCAGAGGUUCAGCAAAAGGCUCAAGAAGAAAUUGAUCUCCAGAUUGGCCAUCAUCGGCUGCCUACGGUAUCUGAUCGUGCGAAGUUGCCAUACAUUGAGGCAUUAGUGCGAGAGGUUUUGAGGUGGCAUCCUAUAUCGCCAAUCCCCCUUGCGCAUGUAAGUGAAGAGGAUGAUUUGUAUCAAGGAUACUUCAUCCCCAAAGGCUCCAUGAUGUUGGCAAACGUUUGGCAAUUUACGCAUAACCCAGAUGUCUAUAGUGAUCCUGAGGCUUUCAAGCCGGAGCGAUAUCUUCCUGACGAUGUCCACAGGCCGGAACCAGACCCGCGCAAAUAUGUGUUUGGUUUUGGACGCCGGGUUUGUCCGGGACGUAUCUUGGGCGAGAACGCACUGUACAUCAAUAUUGCACAGACUCUCGCCGUGUUUAAAAUUAGCACAAAAGAUGAUACUACAUACCGCUUCACUCCGGGGACCAUAAGCCGGCCUGAGCCAUUUGAGUGUAUCGUCAAACCACGAUCCCCUCAACAUGAAAGCCUAAUUCGAUCAAUGGAAAAAGAUUAUCCUUGGGAAGAGGGCCAUGGAAAAGUCUUGGAAAAUGUCACUUACUAG